ACACACCCCGAGACGAGCAGGAUAUAUAAGCCAGCGUAAACCAGUCACGCGGCUUUUUAUUCAGACAAGCGACCGCAUCGUGUCUUUCUGCAGAAGCUAAUAGCCGGAAAGUGGACAUUAGGUUCUGUGCGCGAAAGGUGGGUGCGUGCAUUGGAUGUUGUUGAAGCCAGGAGAGUGUGCCGUGUAGGUUUCUGCGCAGCUCUUGUUGCUUCGACGGUGCCAACGCUGUUCGACAUGAAGACCGCCGUGGUGCUGGUGCUGGUCGCCUGUUUCGUGGCUGUGGCAACGAGCGCGAAAGACCGUGCUACCAGCCGCCGUCAGCAGUUUGACAACUGGAGGGGCUGCAUGGUGCAAAAGAUCCCCAAAGACAAAGCACCUGUGUACGAAGCUUGCCACAACCGCUCCCGUGGGACCGACAUGCACAGGUUUAGAGACGGCCUGCAGUGCGUUCUCUCCAGCUACAAUAUCGUUAACAAGAACGACGUCAACCUGGAGCGCAUGGCUCAAUUGGCGAAGGACAUCACACAGCAGGACCUGAAGGGUGCCUUCCAAGAAUGCCCCAAAAACGAUCGGAACAAGAGCCUCCAAAGAACUGUCAAAUGCGUCAUUGACCACCUUGAGAAAGUGAGUGCCAGUUUGUUCUCUCUGAUGGUGAUAACUGGCUAA
This is a messenger RNA of Rhipicephalus sanguineus (brown dog tick), 666 nucleotides long. RefSeq lists its product as uncharacterized. The transcript is spliced from 6 exons. The record is from RefSeq and is a predicted model, not a curated record. Lineage: Eukaryota; Metazoa; Arthropoda; Arachnida; Ixodida; Ixodidae. Bases 235 to 666 code for a protein of 143 amino acids.